Aspergillus homomorphus CBS 101889 is the source of this 1039-nucleotide messenger RNA. Its product is annotated as putative pyroglutamyl peptidase type I. The transcript is spliced from 2 exons. The record is from RefSeq and is a predicted model, not a curated record. NCBI's taxonomy places the organism in Eukaryota, Fungi, Ascomycota, Eurotiomycetes, Eurotiales, Aspergillaceae. The coding region runs from base 109 to 951 and encodes 280 amino acids. Gene Ontology annotation, biological process: proteolysis.
ACGGAUGGACUGAGAGCCUGUGAUUUAUUGCAGCGUUGACCUUUCGUUAACACACCCCGCAGCCCACCUUCCCUUCCAUUCUAACCGCGGGGCGCAACUACCAAUAUCAUGGGCGACUACGGACGAGGAGCGUCAUCGCUCGAGACGCAAGCACUAACCACCCCGUCAUUGGCGGCCACCGAGCCCGACGAGAUGUCCGUGUUGGUAACAGGCUUUGGUCCCUUCAAAACGAACCUGGUCAAUGCUUCUUAUCUAAUCGCCUCAUCGCUACCGUCCUCCUUCACCUUCUCCGCAUCCACCCCAGGCUCCACGCCGUGUCGCGUCUCCAUCCACGUCCAUCCGUCCCCGAUCCCAGUCGCCUACUCGACCGUGCGCACCACCCUCCCCGUGAUCCUGGACGACUACGCCAAGGCCCACGAUGGCCGCCGCCCGGACUUCGUCAUCCACAUGGGCAUCGCCGCCACGCGGAACUAUUACUCCGUCGAGACCCAGGCCCACCGCGACGCAUACCUGAUGUCCGACGUCAAGGACCGAUCCGGCUACGAGGACGGGGAGCGUCUGUGGAGGGAGCUCGGCCUGCCUGCCGUUCUCACCGCCGGACGCGCGAGUGCCUCGGUGCCUGGGUCUGGGCUGUCGUCGUCACGGUCGUCGUCCGCGAAGAAGUAUCUGAACCCCCAUCCACCGGAUACGGAGUUCUUGACCACGUGGCAGUCGUUCGCGCGGCCCGGGAUGGAUUUGCGCAUCUCCAACGAUGCCGGCCGGUACCUCUGCGAGUUUAUCUUCUACACGAGUCUGUCGCUGGCCUAUCGGGAGGGCCAGGACCGGAAUGUAGUGUUCUUCCAUGUGCCCGGAUCUUGCACCGAUGAGGAUGUCGCCGCCGGGAAGGAGGCGGCCAUCGCGUUGAUCAAGGCUCUGGUGACCAGCUGGGUGGUCAGCGACAGCCAGGUCUAGGCGGGGUCGGACCUAAAGCAUUUGGAGGCUAGAUUGGAUUCGCUUAGCCUUGUCCUUUGUUAUAUUGUACUGGUACACCGCAUGGGAA